AUGAAAGGGUUUUGUGUGCCCGCUUACAAUCAGAUUAGAAAACACGUGUUUGUGAAUACUCAGAAGAGCUGGUCUGAAGCUCAGACGUACUGUAGAGAGAAGCACACAGACCUGGCCACUGUGCACAGCCAGGAAGAUACACAGCAGCUCUUAAAUAUUGCAGGAGCUUCUCUCAUUACUGAUUCCUGGAUCGGGCUGUAUCGUGAUGACACACAGAACUGGCAGUGGUCUAACGGCUAUGAUGUCAUCUACAAAAGCUGGACGGAAGACCUCUUCUGUGCUUCAAUCAAUUCAGUGGGACUGUGGGAGGACAGAGUCUGCUUUGAGACGAAAGCUUUCAUGUGCUACCAAGAGACCAGCAUCAUCACUGAGAGAUACACCCUGAUUGAAGUUCUGAAAACCUGGACUGAAGCUCAGCAGUACUGCAGAGAACACCACACCGACCUCGUCAGUAUAAAGAAUGCCAGUGAAAAUGCAGACCUAGUGAAGAAAGCGCAGGGCAAGACCUUCUGGAUAGGCCUGUUCAAUGAGCCCUGGAAGUGGUCACACCAGGGGGAUAGCUACACAUUUCACAACUGGAACACUGUGCAACCAAACAAUGCGGGAGGCAAUGAGAACUGUGUGAGGAUGUUCAAGAAUGGCACAUGGGGUGACAUUGGCUGCAAUGUUCUGUAUCCUUUCUUCUGCUAUGAUGGUAAGGAUCCCGGCUCAGUCUGUUCUUGUUCAGCUCAGUGUUUGUACCCCAGUCUGUGAGCAGGGACUCAGAGGCCCAGUCCAUCUGAUCCUACAGUAGCUGUCUGACCCCUAGAGCAGGGCAGGGUGUAGCCCAGAGAUAUGAAGAACCAGAAACCAGCCCCAUCAUUAAGAGUGUGUGAGCAGGGAACAGCUACCCCUCAUUUGUUACACACAGGAGAGGCAUGUGCUGUAAAAUACAUUCUGAUUGGGUAUUUAUUGUAUUGAUUCAAAAACAUUGAUCCCUUCAGGAUGAGUGAGACAGCAUGUCAUUGUGAGCAUU
Acipenser ruthenus (sterlet) is the source of this 1015-nucleotide messenger RNA. Its product is annotated as macrophage mannose receptor 1-like. Lineage: Eukaryota; Metazoa; Chordata; Actinopteri; Acipenseriformes; Acipenseridae. The transcript is spliced from 3 exons. The record is from RefSeq and is a predicted model, not a curated record. Bases 1 to 753 code for a protein of 250 amino acids.